GUCCCCAGGUUUCCCCAGUCUAGGGGACUCACCGCGGGGACGCUGCUAUGGACGACAUUUUUACUCAGUGCCGGGAGGGCAACGCGGUUGCCGUUCGCCUGUGGCUGGACAACACGGAGAACGACCUCAACCAGGGGCAGAGGCUGCAGAGAGCUUUCUAGCCUCAGUGAACUGCAUGGACAAAACCUAGGAGGCGGGAUAGAGCGGAGUGCCCUGAAAUUGUCCGGAGUUCCAUAUGGCUGGAGGAUAGAAGAUCGCUGUGGGCUUCUGUGGGCUGAAGCAUUGAGUACAAGUGGAGAACGACAGGAGAUAAGUCUGGAAAAGUCUGCAGGAGUCAGCCAGAUCAUGCAAGGAUAUUUAGGUUAUAAUAAGGGACGAUCAUGGCUUCUCUCCCUUGCACUGGGCCUGCCGAGAGGGCCGCUCUGCUGUGGUUGAGAUGCUGAUCAUGCGGGGUGCUCGAAUCAAUGUGAUGAACCGUGGGGAUGACACCCCCCUGCACCUGGCAGCCAGUCAUGGACACCGUGAUAUUGUACAGAAGCUGCUGCAGUACAAAGCUGACAUCAAUGCAGUGAAUGAGCAUGGGAACGUGCCCCUGCACUAUGCCUGUUUUUGGGGCCAAGAUCAGGUGGCAGAGGACUUGGUGGCUAAUGGGGCCCUUGUCAGCAUCUGUAACAAGUAUGGAGAGAUGCCUGUGGACAAAGCCAAAGCACCCCUGAGAGAGCUUCUCCGAGAACGGGCAGAGAAGAUGGGCCAGAAUCUCAACCGUAUUCCAUACAAGGACACAUUCUGGAAGGGGACCACACGCACUCGACCCCGAAAUGGGACUCUGAACAAACACUCCGGCAUUGACUUCAAACAGCUCAACUUCCUGGCGAAGCUCAACGAGAAUCACUCUGGAGAGCUAUGGAAGGGCCGCUGGCAGGGCAAUGACAUCGUUGUGAAGGUGCUGAAGGUUCGAGACUGGAGUACAAGGAAGAGCAGGGACUUCAACGAGGAAUGUCCCCGGCUCAGGAUUUUCUCGCAUCCAAAUGUGCUCCCAGUGCUAGGUGCCUGUCAGUCUCCACCUGCUCCUCACCCAACCCUCAUCACACACUGGAUGCCAUAUGGAUCCCUGUACAAUGUACUACAUGAAGGCACCAAUUUUGUCGUGGACCAGAGCCAGGCUGUGAAGUUUGCAUUGGACAUGGCAAGGGGCAUGGCCUUCCUACACACACUAGAGCCCCUCAUCCCACGACAUGCACUCAAUAGUCGUAGUGUGAUGAUUGAUGAGGACAUGACUGCCCGAAUCAGCAUGGCCGACGUGAAGUUCUCCUUCCAAUGCCCUGGGCGUAUGUAUGCACCUGCCUGGGUAGCCCCUGAAGCUCUGCAGAAGAAGCCUGAAGACACAAACAGACGCUCAGCAGACAUGUGGAGUUUUGCAGUGCUUCUCUGGGAACUGGUGACACGGGAGGUACCCUUUGCUGACCUCUCCAACAUGGAGAUUGGAAUGAAGGUGGCACUGGAAGGCCUUCGACCUACCAUCCCACCAGGCAUUUCCCCCCAUGUAUGUAAGCUCAUGAAGAUCUGCAUGAACGAAGACCCUGCUAAGCGACCCAAGUUUGACAUGAUUGUGCCUAUCCUGGAAAAGAUGCAGGACAAGUAGGGCUGGAAAGUCUCUGCCUAAACUCCAGAGGUGUCAGGACACGGUUAGGGGAGUGUGCCUCCCCAGAGCUACAGGCCUCUGGUUGCCUUCCCUGCCUCCAGUCAUGGUACUACCCCAGUCAUGGGGCCCAUCCCCUGCCCCCAUCCCUACCACUGUGGCCCCAAAAGGGGCUGGGCUCAGAGCUUUGUCACUUGCCACACGGUGUCUCCCAGCAUGGGAGGGAUCAGCCCUGCCUGUCACAAUAAAGUUUAUUAUGAAAACA
This is a messenger RNA of Equus quagga, 1904 nucleotides long. RefSeq names its product integrin linked kinase (gene ILK). The transcript is spliced from 13 exons. Gene Ontology annotation, biological process: substrate adhesion-dependent cell spreading; integrin-mediated signaling pathway; protein phosphorylation. The record is from RefSeq and is a predicted model, not a curated record. NCBI's taxonomy places the organism in Eukaryota, Metazoa, Chordata, Mammalia, Perissodactyla, Equidae. Gene Ontology annotation, cellular component: focal adhesion; stress fiber. Gene Ontology annotation, molecular function: ATP binding; protein kinase activity; protein binding. Bases 437 to 1642 code for a protein of 401 amino acids.